Molecule: messenger RNA, 270 nt
Organism: Trichosporon asahii var. asahii CBS 2479
Lineage: Eukaryota; Fungi; Basidiomycota; Tremellomycetes; Trichosporonales; Trichosporonaceae
Exons: 1
Coding region: 1-270 (89 amino acids)
Source: RefSeq, a predicted model, not a curated record
AUGGGCAACGCAGGGGAGCUCCAGCCCCCAAACAAGAUGGUCAUGGGGCCCCAGGACAAUGAGCCGCCGCAGGGUAUGUCGGAUAGCAAUGAGUCCUCAGCAGAGACUGCAGCCUUGACCCCUCGCGCGAACAGGAAGGCCACCGCCAAUCUUCCCAACCCUCGCCCGUACGCCACCAAGACUAUCGCAACGGUCGCGUACUUGAAGGAGAAGUAUCGGAAGCAGGCGAAGACGAAAGCGGCAGCGAAGAGGCGCCAUCGUGGCUGGUAA